Oncorhynchus masou masou (cherry salmon) is the source of this 5619-nucleotide messenger RNA. Its product is annotated as transmembrane protein 208-like. NCBI's taxonomy places the organism in Eukaryota, Metazoa, Chordata, Actinopteri, Salmoniformes, Salmonidae. The coding region runs from base 166 to 690 and encodes 174 amino acids. Gene Ontology annotation, biological process: vacuolar protein processing. The record is from RefSeq and is a predicted model, not a curated record. Gene Ontology annotation, cellular component: intracellular membrane-bounded organelle. The transcript is spliced from 6 exons.
UAAACGCUGAUGUGUUACCUUCAUUGAGAUCUCGUUACAAUUGAACUUCAAGCCUGUGUUUGGUAUAACAGUCCAUCCAAAUUGCUCAAUACUGUACAAGUCGAUGUCAAAAAAGGACCUACUUCGCGUACGUGAAAAAAGCAGCAGCACAGGGUUGAGGAACUAAUGGCGCCCAAAGGUAAGGUCGGAACUAAAGGCAAGAAGCAAAUCUACGAGGAGAAUGAGGCGACACUCAAGUUCUACAUCCGAGUAAUCUUGGGAGCCAACGCGAUAUACACUGCGUUAAACCUCUUGGUCUUCUAUAGCUCUUCAACGUUUUGGACAUGGUUUGCGCUGGUGUUUGCCCUGGCAGUGUGUGUGGGCAGUUACCGCGCCAUGUCUGCCAUGGCCCAAGCAGUGUUUGGUGAGGAUGGGGGUCUGAUUGACGGUGGAAUAGAUCUGAACAUGGAGCAGGGGAUGGCAGAGCAUCUGAAGGAUGUUAUCCUGCUAACUGCUAUAUUACAAGUGCUCAGCACCAUCUCCUCCUGCUUCUGGUACCUUUGGCUGCUGGCCCCGGCCCGAGCAAUGUUCCUGCUGUGGGUGAACUUCCUAGGUCCCUGGUUUUCGGCCGAGACCCCUGGUGCAGCCCCAGAGGAGGUGAAUGAGAAGAAGCAGAGACGACAGGAGCGCAGACAGAUGAAGAGAUUCUAACUUAGCAGACUGCCGUAGUAUUUCUAUACACAGAAUGAAUCUAAGUACAGCCAGGAACUCUACAGUUAAGUUAUUCAGGAGGAACUUUUGAUGUGUACACAAAGACAUCCAGGUAUGGAUAAAGAAUUCAGCUGAACCCUGUGGGUUAUCUGGUUUUCCUCUCUCCCUAUCCCUCCAUCCUUCCAAUUCUUCCUCUCCCCUCUAUCAUGAUCCUUUCUCUUCACAUCUGGAGAGGAAAUCGUCCUUGUUGGGCUGACGAUCUCGUCACCAGUACAUGUUGUCAUAUACCUUGGCCUGUAAUUUGUUUACAUCCAAUUGUUCAUAAUCUAGGUCUAUGUAUCACACCAAUUUCAUCUGAACUAGUGAAAAGGAUGUGGUGAUCUUAACCUAUGGCAGACCUUAUAUUUUAGACUAUGCUCAUCAGAUCACACGCUCAUGCCCAAUUCCAAAUAGGCCACUAGCCACUACCAUCUAGGUGCUAAUCUAGACCAAGGGGGAACUAAUUACCUAAAUUUCACAGAUAUUUAUUUCAGAUCGACAUGCGGUGAAUAGGGCUAGGUGUUGGUUUGGAAUUGGGCAUAUGUGAUGAAGGUCAAAAUUAAAUCUGAUUGUGUUUUGUCUGCAAUGCACAGUUUAAAGGCAAUGUUCUCGUGGAGACUACAUUCACUGUUAAUGCUGCAUAUGUUGGCUCAAUUGGAAAGGACUUUUACACUGAACAAAAAUAACAACGCAACAUGUAAAGUGUUGGUCCCAUGUUUCAUGAGGUGAAAUAAAAGAUCCCAGAAAUGUUCCAAAUGCACAAAAAGCUUAUUUCUCAAUGUUGUGCACAAAUUUGUUUACAUCCCUAUCAGUCAACAUUUGCUUAUAUAAUCCAUCCACCUGACAGGUGUGGCAUAUCAAGAAGCUGAUUGAACAGCAGGAUCAUUACCCCGGUGCACCUUGUGCUGGGGACAAUAAAAGGCCACUCUAAAAUGUGUAGUUUUGUCACAGAUGUCUAAAGUUUUGAGGGAGCAUGCAAUUGGCAUGCCCACUGCAGGAAUGUCCACCAGAAUUGAAUGUUAAUUUCUCUACCAUAAGAGGCCUCCAUUUUAGAUAAUUUGGCAGUACGUCCAACUGGCCUCACACCCGCAGAAGACGUGUAUGGCUUCAUAUGGGCGAGUGAUUUGCUGAUGUCAAAUUGCGAACAGAGUGCCCCAUGGUGGGGUUAUGGUAUGGGCAGGCAUAAGCUCCGGACAACAAACACAAUUGCAUUUUAUCAAGGGCAAUUGGAAUGCAUAGAGAUACCGUAACAAGAUCCUGAGGCCCAUUGUCAUGCCAUUCAUCCACUGCCGUCACCUCAUGUUUCAGCAUGAUAAUGCACGGCUCCAUGUUGCAAGGAUCUCUACACAAUUUCUGGAAGCUGAAAAUGUCCCCGUACUCCCAUGGCCUGCAUACUCACGAGACAUGUCACCCGUUGAGCAUGUCUGGGAUGCUCUGGAUUGACGUGUACGAUGGCGUGUUCCAGUUUACACCGAUAUCUAGCAACUUUGCACAGCCGUUACAGAGGAGUGGGACAACAUUCCACAGGCCACAAUCAACUGCCUGAUCAACUCUAUGCGAAGGAGAUGUGCCGCGCUGCACAAGGCAAACGGUGGUCACAUCAGAUACUGACUGGUUUUCUGAUCCACUCCACUAAAUUUUUAUUUUAAGGCAUCUGGGGCCAACAGAUGCAUAUCUGUAUUCCCAGGUCAUGUGAAAUCCUAAGAUUGGGGCCUAAUUAAUUUAUUUCAGUUGACUGAUUUCCUUAUAUGAACUGUAACUCAGUAAAAUCUUUGAAAUGGUUGCAUGUUGCGUUUAUAUUUUUGUUCAGUAUAAAUGACACAUUGUCUAAAUCCGCAAUCAGGUUGUAUCUCGGCCCUAAUCAUUGUUAUCGCUCCCAUCCUUCACAAUGCUUAAAAAUGAUUUGAUUACAAACAAUAACAAUCGUGUACAUUUUAGCAUUUCUUCACAGCAUAAAUAAGCGAUAGGAAAUGUAGUGCCUUCAGAAAGUAUUCAGACCCUUUGACUUUUUCCACAUUUUUGUUGAUACAGCCUGAAUUUAAAAUAGAUUUAAAUAGAGAUUUUGUCACUGGCCUACACAUUAUACCCCACAAUGUCAACAUGGAAUUAAGUUAAUUAUUCAACCCCUUUUAUGGCAAGCCCAAAUAAUUAUGUGCUUUAACAAAUCACAUAAGUUGCAUGGACUCAUUCUGUGGGCAAUAAUAGUGUUUAACAUGAUUUUAGACUACCUUGCAUCUCUGUACCUCACAUAUACAAUUAUAUGUAAGGUCCCGUCAGUCAAGUAGUGAUUUUCAAACAUUGAUUUGAAAGACCAGGGAGGUUUUCCAAUGCCUCGCAAAGAAGGGCGGCUAUUUGUAGAUGGGCAAAUGUUUACAACAUUGUAGUUGCUCCACAAUACUAACCAAAUUGACAGUGAAAAGAAGGAAGCCUGUACAGAAUAAAAAAUAUUCUAAAACACGUUUCAAACAAGGCACUAAAGUAAAAAUGCAAACAAUGUGGCAGAGCAAUUGUUUUUUUGUUUUUUUUUGUCCAAAAUAAAGUCAAUGUAUUGUGUUUGGGAAUGGAAUGUAGCUAAGCGAAGGCAAAAUCCUAGAGGAGAACCUGGUUCAGUCUGCUUUCCACCAGACACUGUUAGAUGAAUUCACCUUUCAGCAGGAUAAUAAUCUGAAACACAAUGCCAAAUAUACACUGGAGUUGCUUAGCAAGAAGACCCUGAAUGUUCCCGAGUGGUUAGGUUAGUUUUGACUUAAAUCUACGUGAACAUCUAUGGCAGUACCUGAAAAUGGUUGUCAAAUGUCCUAGCAAUUAUCAACAAACAUUUGACAGAGCUUUAAGAAUGAAAAAUAAUAAUAAUGGUGGGCAAACGUUGCACGAUCCAGGUGUGGAAAGCUCUUAGAGACUUACCCAGAAAUACUCACAGCUGUAAUCUCUCCCAAAGGUGCUUCUACAAAGUAUUGGCCCAGAAGUGUGAUUAUUUAAUUUUCAAUGCAUUUGCAAAAAUGUCUAAACCUGCUUUCACUUUGUCAUUAUGGGGUCAAAAAGUAUAUGUGUACAGUAGAUGGAUGUUGUUCCAUUUUUGAAUUCCGGCUGUAACACAACAAAAUGUGGAAUAAGUCAAGGGGUAUGAAUACUUUCGAAAGGCACUUUAGUAUACCUUUUGAUGUGUAGCCAUCAAAAUGCAGAUAUGAUAACUGUCGUCUCAGAUCCUCAAACGGGCGUGAUGGAGGGUAGAUUGUAGAAAACGUCCUGUAGCUAAUGCUUCCCCAGUGAGUGAGUUAUUGCCUGAGUCAUUGAUGAGCAUAGACAAGGUGCUAGGAAUGGGACAAUGACCUGACUGCUGUUCUUGCUUUGCCAAAAUCAUGUUUGAAUAAUACACAAAUGAAAUGGAAGUAUAUAUUGAUGCACUGGUAGUUAGUUGGCAGCAACUUGUGUGAUUCAAUAUGCCUAUACAAUGGAAGCAUGUCAAAGCAGGGGUAACAUGGUGGCUGAUUUCUUCAGAAAUGUCUGCCCUAUUAUAAUUAGCCAACACAGUACCAGUCAAAAUUUUGGAUGCACGUAGUACCAGUCAAAAAUUUGGACACCUACUCAUUCCAGGGUUUUUAUUUUUUACUGUUUUCUACAUUGUAGAAUAAUAGUGAAGACAAACUAUAAAAUACACAUGGAAUCAUGUAGUAACCCAAAAAGUAUUAAACAUAUUAACAUAUUUUAUAUUCUUCAAAGUAGCUGCCCUCUGCCUUGACAGCUUUGCACAUGUUGGCAUUCUCUCAACCAGCUUCACGAGGAAGGUUUUUCCAACAGUCUUGAAGGAGUUCCUACAAAUGUUGAGCACUUGUUGGCUGCUUUUCCUUCACUCUGUGGGCCAACUCAUCCCAAACCAUCUCAAUUGGGUUGUCGGGUGAUUGUGGAGGCCAGGUCAUCUGACCCGUCUAAUGUCCAUUGCUCUUGUUUCUUGGCCUAAGCAAGUCUCUUCUUAUUAUUGGUGUCCCUUUAGUAGUGGUUUCUUUGCAGCAAUUGGACCAUGAAGGCCUGAUUUUACGCAGUCUUUUCUGAACAGUUGAUGUGUCUGUUAAUUGAACACGGUGAAGCUUUUAUUUGGGCUGUAAUCUGAGGUGCAGUUAACUCUAAUGAGCUUAUCCUCUGCAGCAGAUGUAACUGGGUCUUCCUGUCCUGUGGCGGUCCUCAUGAGAGCCAGUUUCAUCAUAGCGCUUGAUGGUUUUUGCGACUGCACUUGAAGAAACUUUGAACGUUCUUGAAAUGUUCUGUGUUGACUGACCAUCAUGUCUUAAAGUAAUGAUGGACUGUCAUUUCUCUUUGCUUAUUUGAGCUGUUCUUUCCAUAAUAUGGACUUGGUAUUUUACCAAAUAGGGCUAUCGGCUGUAUUUCCCCCCUGCCUUGUCACAACACAACUGAUUGGCUCAAACACAUUAAGAAGGAAAGAAAUUCCACAAAUGAAAAUAACACCUGUUAAUUGAAAUGCAUUCCAGGCGACUACCUCAUGAAGCUGGUUGAGAGAAUGCCAAGAGUGUGCAAAGCUGUCAUCAAGGCAAAGGGUGGCUACUGUGAAGAAUCUCAAAUAUAAAAUAUAUUUUGAUUUUAACACUUUUGUUUUGGUUACUACAUGAUUCCACGUGUGUUAUUUCACAGUGUUGAUGUUUUCACUAUUAUUCUACAAUGGAUAAAUACAGAAAAACCCUGGAAUGAGUGGGUGUAAACUUUUGGCUGUAAGCCUAGAUACUAUUGCUACAAAGUCUUAAUGUACAUAUUAUUCAAAUGAUUUCAGUAUAUAAACAAUAACCUGUCAUUUUAUGUAAUUUGUUUUUUUUCACAACGAUUUAACAAAUAUAUUGUUUGUGUUUUCAAUAAAUGUAUAUUAAAGUAACCUUUUCACGA